Schistosoma curassoni is the source of this 5244-nucleotide messenger RNA. The record is from the annotation of a GenBank genome assembly. NCBI's taxonomy places the organism in Eukaryota, Metazoa, Platyhelminthes, Trematoda, Strigeidida, Schistosomatidae.
AUAGAAACUGUUUCCGAGCUUUUUCAAAACGAUGGCCUUGAAUGACCAAAAUAAAAAAAUUUACUUCAAAGAGAAAGAAAUAAAAGACGUUGGACCCUCAGUAGAUUCAGAUGAUAUCGAACAAAGGAUUGCCGCUCGACGCAUAAGAAUUCAAAACAGGUUGGAGCGCUUAAGAGGCGACGUUCACUCUAAUGAAACUAAGUCAAACAAAAAAGAGAUUGGGUUGGGGAGAUCUCAGAUCGAUCUGAGUAGUAAAAGAAUAUCCAAACUUAUUAGUGAUGGAGACGCUUUUAUAACUAACAUUCGGGUUGCAUGUGAUGCACGUGAAUACUUCAAAAGAACUGAGGACCAUGAACUUAAUCAUAACAGAAUUCGCGUUUUGGAAGACGAAGCAACGAGAAGCCUAGAAGUAUUCAAUAAAAUAACAGAACAAUGGGAAAAGGCGCAGGAAAGUGAAUUAUUAGAUGAAACAAAAGAGAUGUUAGACAAACAAAACACGUUGUGCAAAGACCUUAUAGCUGAGAAAAAUAAGCUGAUUAAUGAACUGAAUUUAGAAAUUAAAGCUAAAGAUGAUCAUUAUGUAAGAGAAUUAAAGAAACGCACAGAUGAUAUUGAUUUAUUAGCCGAACGAAUGGAAUCACAAAUUAAAGCUAUUCAAAGAACCUAUCGGGAAGAACUAAUUGCCAUUGAAAAUGCAUUUUUAGAUCAAAGAGAAAAAUUAACUAGUGAACAAAAUGCUGAAUGGGGAAUGUUGAUGAAUGAAAUCAAACAGAAACAAAUUAAUUAUUUAAAACAACGUGAAGAUCAGGCUAUUGAAUAUGAGAAAGAACUUUAUGAUCUACGCACUAAAUAUUCAGAAGAGUACAAUGCACUGAAAAUAUCAUUGGGCGCUGAAGUCGAGACAUUUGAAAGUCAUUUACAAAAAUUAAAAUCUACAUAUCAAUUGAAUUUAGAAAAAUUAGAUUAUAAUUAUCAAGUUUUAAAACGACGUGAUGAAGAGAAUACAGUGCUUAAAUCAAAUCAAAAGAGAAGAAUUACACGUCUACAAGAUACAUUGAAUAAUUUACGUAUAAAAUCAACUAAACAAGAACAACAAUACAAAGUAGAAAAUGAACAGUUAUCUGAAGAUUAUAAAAGAAGAAUGGAAAAUUAUAGUGAUUUACAAAAGAAAUCAAAAUUGUUAAUAGAAAAUGUACAACGAAAUUUUCAUGAUAUUUGGAUAAUGAAUGAAGAGAAUUUGAAACAGUUAGGUAAUCGUCUUUUGGAAGCACAUCGAAUUAUUACUGAACAACAACUUGGCUUAACAUGGAAUCCACCAGAUAUAUCAUUCAUGGAAAAUGUAGGUCCAGUGAAACAGAUCACUAGUAUACCUCCAGCUAUAAUUGCAAUGGAAUUAGCCUUACAAUCUGACAAGAAAAACUUUCCAGAUUCACAGAAUGUGACCUCAGAAAAUAAAAUACCUACAACAUUGAAAGAAGUUUCAUCAAAAACUGUACAAGAAUUUUUGCACUUAUUGUGUUAUGAGCCUGAAUUUUUAAUUGAUGAAAACAUAAAACGUUUGUUAGAACCGUUAGGAUAUGAAGAAGGGUUACUUCUACGUCUAGAUACAAUACUAACGGUUUUAGGUGUACAAACAGAAGAAGAUUUAAAUAUGUUAUUUACAUAUUUUGUCGAACAACAAAAAGAUAAUAAAUCUCAGCUUAAACGUGUACCUUCAACAACCAUUGAAGAAUCAAGUGAAUCUGUUCAGAAAUCUCCAUCGAAAUAUACCAGCUCACAAAGUUUACAAGAAUCAUCUGAUAAAAUGAAUGAAACUGUUAAAUUUAUACAAGAUGAAAGUAAUAAAGUUCAGUCAAUUGUUAAUGGAAAAUGUUCAAUAAAGAUUGAUCAUUCAGAUGAUGAAAUAAAAACUGAUGAAUCAUCCAUAUCUCAUGAAACUCAAACAUCUUCAUUAAAAUGGAAUUUAAUUUCACCGGUACAUGUGAUCGAUGCAAUAUAUAAAUUUACUGAAGAUAUGCAUAGAUGUAAACAUCCAAAGGAUAAAAAUAACGUCGAUAAUCAAAAUGAUGGUGAUAAUGAUGAUGAUGAUGGUGGUAGUGGUGUUGAUGAUGAUGAUGAUAAUAAGAACAAUAAAAGUACAAAAUCUACAGAAACUUGUAUUCAAUUAAAUCAUAAAUUCAAAAAUAAUUUACCAUUAAUUACAAUGAAAAAUUUAUCAUCAUUAAAUAAUAUUGAAAUCAAUAAAAAAUCAUUUAAUUUUAAUAAAAUUAAUACAUUUGAUGAUUAUAGAAUUCGUAAUGAUUCAAAUGAUUUAAUCUAUUGGAAUAAAUAUAAGUAAGUGAGAUAGCUGGGACAUAUGUUACGUAUGCCCAACCACCGACUACCUCGACAUGUGAUGUUUUAUGGUGUAGGUUGGAAGAAAGGUAGGCGCGACCAAACCAAAUUGUGGCAUAAAUUUAUGAAGUCACUGAUAAGUAGUAGGUGUAGACUACCUGGUUUGAAUCCGCGAGAUGAUAGGAACCGAUGGUUAGAGACCUUGAAUGACAUGGCUCAAAAUCGUUUGCAAUGACGCAGGUGCAUCCACUCUUUGUGUUCUCCAAAAUUCUAAUCUUCUGAAUGCCUCAUGUCCAUUUCUUUUCUUUUUCUCUUUCCAAAUUUACUUCACUGGAUUAUACUCUUAGAAUAACAUCUUCGAACCCUAAUAUUUCCGAUUACUGAUUAUACUUUUACUACCUUUACCACUACGGGAUUUGAAUAGACAAUUGUAUCUGUGUGCUAAUGUGGUAUGGCAACUCGAACUGAUGUACGUACAUACGAAGUUCUACGUUGGUACUGACUGACUUUUAGUUGAUAUGAAUAAAUAACUAUCUUUGUAGAUAUCCUAAUGAGUAGGAAAAUUAAAUUUUUUGACGUUUCGUGACUUAGUGUAAGCCACUUCUUCAGAGAAUAAAUAAAUAAUUAAAUCAAUAUUAAUUCAAGUUUAAAUAAUACAAAUGGAACAACAAAAAUAUUAGUUGAUAUGAUUUAUGCCAAAAGAAAUUUUAAACAAAAAUUGUUUUAUUUAAUAAUAAAUUUCAUUUAAUCAAUUGAUAUAAAUUAUUGCUUUGAAUUAAAAUUAUAAAUCGAUCUAAGUGAGAUUAUCAUUGAAGAUUUGGAAGCACUGGACGACUGAUUCACCUUAGUGUCAGAUUUUUCAGCAGCGUGUAUCCAUGAUUCUGUACGUGGGACUCUAAAUCAGAAUAUUCGGCUUCGCGUGCCCACGCGAAUGAUUAACCUCUAGACCACUGAACCGGGAUUCAACAGUGUUUGGUUUCCUUAUAUGGAAUCGUGGAUGUGUAUUGUUGAGGAGUCUCAUACUAGAACAAAAUGACCAUCUAGUCCCUUUAAGUUUUCAUUGAUGGUCUAACUUAGAUCAGUUCAUGAUUUUAAUGAAAUUCAACAAUCUCUACAAUAUCAUAUUGAAAAUAAUUGAAAUUUCUUUAGUCACUAACUUUCUAAUUAGAAAACGAAAAUGUUUAACCGAUUCAAACUUAAAAAUCUCAGAUGAUUAUUCAUUUAGUGGAACUAAUAAUGUAAAAGUGAAAAUUGUAAAUGAUGCUUAAAUUGUCGUAUUUUCUAUGAACCAUUUCUAAGCUUUUGUUUGAUCCAUAAAUUUUUACCAUAUGUAUUAUGGUUUCAGAUUUAUCGUUAAUUAUGUAUUCCCCUAUUUCUCUGAUCUUGUAUCACUUGUAACCGAGUUAUGUACACUCCAUAAUAGUUGAAUUGUUCUAAUAAUUGAGCGCAGUGGAGAACAUUUGUUCUAUAUCUUCUUUUUCUGACUGACCAAUGGGUUAAAAGGAUCUCGAGGACCAACAAACGUUAAAAUCGCGGUUGUUGUUUAUCGGUCGUUAUGUCGAUCGGUGAAUGGAAGGUCACUAGUCCUACUGGCAAUACAGAUGAAUCGAUCGAUAAUCGAAAUAGAGAGUGUGUGUGUGAGAGAAUGAUCAUAGAACCACUGUCUCAAUCAGACGGUACUUGAUACAACCCAACCUAGCAGUCUGUUUUUUUCCCAAAAUAACGAACAUUUAUGUCAAAUAUAAAAUCAUAACGCGCCAUAAAUAAUAAACAUUAAUCUGUACAAAACAUCAGGUCAUUUGUGGUACAAAAACUGAGUAACAAGUAUACAAGUAAUUAAAUAUAAUUGAUGAAUUUUAAAUGAUAUAUCGAUAGUCAGUAAAUUAAAUUAGCGCUUAAGUAUUGAACAAUAAUAAUAGCUUAGUCUUUACUCAAAAAAGAUUAUCGAUAAUGAAUCCGUGGGGAAUAUAUUUCAAAUUAUCUCCUUUUUUGGUUCAUUUGCCCGUUUCUAACAGUUGUCUUCUCGUAAAACUUUCUUGUUUGACGUCUAUGAGGUAAUCAGAAACAAUGAUUACUGAGUUUAGAUGGUAAAGUUUAAAAUCGAUUGGAGCAGUGCGAAUCUGUUAGUUAGUCAUAAACGCAAAAAUAAUAAUGGAUUUCGAUAAUGUAAUAAGAAGACGAAGAUUAUCACAACUAUGUGAUGAUAUAUAUUAGCGCAAUACAUUUCGAACAAUCUGAUCACACAUAUACUUGUUCAGAACCUUGAUAAAUGAAAAUACAAGGUCAACUAGACUGGAAAUGGGGUAUUCAAAAACAGUUUGUUCUCAUCUUAAACCUACCCUGGUAAUAUUGACUUAUUAUCCAAAAUGAUCAGGUUUCAAAUUGUGUUCACAUUAUUAUUACUCGUAUUAUUAUCCUUGUUUCCUCUUAUCGCGUUGCCAGUCUAGUUGGCCCUUUAUUUUUAUAUAUCAAUGUUCUUAACAAGUAUAUGUAUGAUCAGAUUGUUCGAAAUUUAUUGCGGACUUGUGGAGACUGUAGUAAUUUUAAUAGUUGAAUUCAUCAGUCGAUGUAAGUUAGACCACGAUUGAAAAAAUUGGAUCACUGGACGGUCGUUUUGUCCUGGUGUGGGACUCCUCAGAAGUACGCAUCCGCGAUCCCUCACGCUGGACUCGAACCCGGGCGUGCGAACGCUUAACCUCUAGACCACUGGACCGAUAUCCAAAGGCAUUAAUGUUCGACUUCAAUUGAUCCAUGAUCUUGCAUCCAGUGCUUCCAGGUUUUCAAUCGUGGUGUAGCUUACAUCGACUUCUGAAUUCAACCAUUCUAAAAUUAUAAAUGAAAAAUAUCCUUUUUAAUACAUGUUAACAAUAUUCUUUUCAUUCUUACUAUAUAUAUAUAUAUAUAUAUAUA